AUGUUCCCUGAGGAGGGCUGGGCGCGGAGUGCCUCCUCCUCGUACUGGACCCUGCAGCCGUGCUGGUGGCGGCGCACCAGGUGCAAGGUCGUGGAGGUAGCUGGCACUAGGAGACAUAGCACUCAGGCAAGGAUGGUGGUGAGCGGCGGCAACGCGGUGUACAUUGUUGGCACUUUUAAGCACCUUGGGACUGAUGCCGAUUUUAAGUUAUACCUGACCACGAACGUGACGCAGGCGGACUUCAAUAUGGGGUACACCAUGACGGGCACCCUCGAGCGCGGCAGCCGCUCCACCAACACCUUCCAGAUGACGCACUUCGCGGUUCUGCGACGCUGCGACCAUGAGAGCCACCACCUCAAGAACUCCUAAAACGAUUAAAGUAGUAUAUUGGGGCUGUUGCUUAUUUUAUCCUAUUUUUAUAAAAAAUCACCUCUCUGUUAUGUCUGUUCUUUGUGCCAAAUAAGGCCAUUCAGUCCUCCGCCGCUGCGACCACGAGAGUACUUAGCUCUCAAACAAAUGAACAUUCUUCAAUCUUACUUUUUUUCUGGCAUUCCUUGGUAGUAGGUAAACCUCUCUUUUGCGUUAUGUGCCAUAAUAGGGCCUCUUGACCCUGGUAUACAUCAUGACUUCAACAUGGGGUAUCUACACCAUGACGGGCACCCUCCAUCGGGAAUAUGAGAGCCACCACCUCAAGAACUCCUAAAAAGUCGAAAGAUUAUUAAGUUAACUUUGUUAUAA
Molecule: messenger RNA, 738 nt
Organism: Ostrinia nubilalis (European corn borer)
Lineage: Eukaryota; Metazoa; Arthropoda; Insecta; Lepidoptera; Crambidae
Exons: 3
Coding region: 1-369 (122 amino acids)
Source: RefSeq, a predicted model, not a curated record